Messenger RNA from Rhincodon typus (whale shark), 2888 nucleotides. Its product is annotated as zinc finger E-box-binding homeobox 1. NCBI's taxonomy places the organism in Eukaryota, Metazoa, Chordata, Chondrichthyes, Orectolobiformes, Rhincodontidae. The transcript is spliced from 8 exons. Gene Ontology annotation, molecular function: RNA polymerase II cis-regulatory region sequence-specific DNA binding; DNA-binding transcription factor activity, RNA polymerase II-specific. The record is from RefSeq and is a predicted model, not a curated record. Gene Ontology annotation, biological process: anatomical structure development; regulation of transcription by RNA polymerase II. The coding region runs from base 39 to 2888 and encodes 949 amino acids.
GUGGUUGCACGCGUCCUGGAAUUUGACAGCGCUUAUCAAUGAAACGAGAGAGCGAGCGGAUCAUGGCGGAUGGCCCCAGGUGUAAGCGCAGAAAACAGGCAAACCCGAGGAGGAAAAACGUCACCAACUAUAAUAAUGUAGUUGAAGCAAGUUCAGAUACAGAUGAUGAAGAUAAACUGCAUAUUGUGGAAGAUGAGAGUGUGACUGAUCCUGGAGAUGGUGAUACAAAUGCACUGGAGGAUGACUUGCCAACAAAGCGUUCAGUAUUAUCAAGAAAAGAGGAGACAGAUGAAGAAAAUGAGAGCACCAAUUGGAUUGAUGAUGAUGAUGGAAGGAAAGAAAAUGCAGACAACCUGGGGCCUGAAGCUCAGACACGCAGUGAUGGUUACACAGGCUGUGAUUCCGAAGGAGAGAACUGCUUUCAUGAUUCAACUGCAGGAGAUGAGCAGAACAAUGAGCAUGAUCCAAAUGUUCAAGAAUACCUUCAGCAAGGAGAUACUGCUGUCAUUUUCCCUGAAGCACCAGAAGAGCAGCAUAGACGAGGCACACCAGAAGCUUGUGGACAAGAAGAAAAUGGAACACCAGAUGCUUUUGCUCAGCUACUUACCUGCCCAUAUUGCGAUAGAGGCUACAAGCGCUUGACUUCUCUCAAAGAGCACAUUAAAUAUCGGCAUGAAAAAAAUGAAGACAACUUCAGCUGCUCCAUUUGCAGCUACACUUUUGCUUACAGGACACAACUGGAUCGUCACAUGGCUUCACAUAAGUCAGGGCGAGAUCAGCGCCAUGUUGUAACACAGACAGGUGGGAACCGGAAAUUCAAGUGCACUGAAUGUGGAAAGGCAUUUAAAUACAAGCAUCAUCUAAAGGAGCACUUACGCAUCCACAGUGGAGAAAAGCCAUAUGAAUGCCCUAACUGCAAGAAACGGUUUUCCCACUCUGGCUCUUACAGUUCACACAUCAGUAGUAAGAAGUGCAUUGGUCUUAUAUCACUUAAUGGUAGAGCACGUUCAGGAAUCAAGACACCUCUAGGCACUUCUCCAUCCCUUUCACCAUCAACUAAUAGCCCUGCUAGAACACAACUCCGUCAUAAGCUAGAAAACAAUAAGCCUUUACAAGAACAGCCUACCGUAAACCAAAUCAAAACUGAGCCUGUGGAUUAUGAGUACAAAACUAUGGUUGUGACCUCUGGUAUCAACUGUGCAAGCUCUUUCCAAAAUGGAGGGUUAAGUGGCAAUAAUCCUCUCCAGGUCACAACUUCACCUCAGAGUGUGGUUCAGGCUGUUGUAUUGCCAACUGUAGGCCUUGUCUCUCCUAUUAGCAUAAAUUUAAGUGACAUUCAGAAUGUUCUUAAAGUUGCAGUAUUGGAAAAUAAUCAUGUCACUCUCCCUUCCAAAGACCCAGGAACAGUCUCUUCUGCAUCAGUUCAACAAAACAGUCAUUCCCUUAUUUCAUCAAUCAGUCUUCCCUUGAUUGAUCAAGAUGGAACAACCAAAAUCAUCAUCAACUACAGCUUAGAGCCAAGUCAACUCCAAGCUGUGCCUCAAAAUUUGAAAAAGGAGAUUCCUAACCUAGCAGACAAUUGUACAAAUGAAAAGCCGCCAGAAGACCUCACAGUCAAAACUGAGAAAAUGGAGACCAGUGUUGAAGGAGUUGGUAAUACAUGUCUGCUUUGUAAUGAAUGCCCUGGUGGACUAAAUGCACUUCAUGAACUAAAGCACUAUCAACUUAAAACUGAAUCUCAUUCAGGAGAAAAUAAUAAGAUCUCUGGAGCUUCUGUAUCAACAGAAGAGAACACCUCUUCAGAUCAAGAGCCAUUGAAGAAUCUGUUGUCACUUCUUAAGGCAUAUUAUGCAUUGAAUGCAGAACCAACAUCAGAAGAAUUAGCAAAAAUUUCGGUUGCUGUAAACCUACCAUUAGAAAAAGUAAAAAAGUGGUUUGAGAAAAUGCAAACAGGUCAGAUUCCAGUCCAGCCAUCUUGUCCUUCCUCUCCCACACCAAGCAACAAGGAGGUCAAACCAAAUCUUCUUGUCAGUCAUACAGAUUCUUCACCUGCUUGUGAUUUACAAGGCAACAGUGCAAAUUCAGAAGCUCUCGAUAAGAUCACUGAAUCUCAAACUACAAGUACACCACUUAAUGUGAUGGCAGAUCCUUCAAGGAGUAAUACUCCCUCCCCAUCACCUCUAAAUCUCUCUUCUGCAUCUUCAAGAAAUUCACAAAGCUAUCUUAACACACCCGAUAGCAACCAAGAGGAUUUACAGUUGGAACCUCUUGAUCUGUCACUUCCAAGGCAGCAAAAAGAGGGACUUGAAAGACCCACAAUUACCAGUGUUUACCACAGCAGUGUUCAUUAUGUUCAAGAGGAGCCCUUAAACCUAUCUUGUUUAAAAAAAGAACAAAUAGAAAAUGAUGAUAAUCCUGAAGUAAACUCAAGUGCCAAACCUAUAAAUAUUGCAAUCCCUACAAAUACAACUCAAUUACCCACAAUUGUUGCCAUUUCAAGCCAAAACAAUGUUCCAUGUCUCAGAGCCUUAGCUACAAUAAAGCAGGCCAGCUUCAUUCCACAGGUGGCCUACACAUAUAAAACAACAAAUUCAAAUGGAUCUGAAUCACAACAGAAACCAAUUCAAACCAAUGGAAAUCAUGCAGAAAAACAAGAUUUGAGUUCCGGAGAUGUGCCCAAUACUGAUGAUCAGAAUGAUUCAGACUCUAUGCCUCCUCGUAAGAAAAUUAAAAAGACAGAGAAUGGAAUGUAUGCCUGUGAUUUGUGUGAUAAAAUAUUUCAGAAAAGCAGUUCACUUCUUAGACACAAGUAUGAGCACACAGGUAAGAGAAAUAACCAUGUAUUUUUAUACAUUGUCUUGUCUGUUUUCAGUUUGAAACACAAUUGA